CGUUGUGCAACCCGUCGACGUACGCGCCGGGUAACAGUCAAAUUUCGCGGGAGAUAUCUAAGUAAGCUAUGCUCUUUUGAAAGAACAUACUCCUCUCCAAAAGUAAACGUGCAUUUCAACAAAAUCGCAUUUUUGUCAGGAAUAAAAGGCCAAUAAAGGCAGCUAUGUUCUCUGAGGUAAGCGCCCCUCAGGAGGGUUCCUGUUCUCUUCUGUUGUGUCGUCCUGGCUCCGAGGACCAGGAGCCCUCCGUGUUUGACAGGGUCAAGCCGGCAUACUCACCCUGCUCUGAGCGUUUCAAGCUGGGGGAGCGCAGCUUCAACCGCCAGUAUGCGCACAUUUACGCCACACGACUCAUGCAGAUGAGCCCCCUGCUCACGGAGAGGGCCCAGCAGAAAUGGGGUGCAGAUGUACAGAUCAGGAAGUUGUGUGAUCUGCAGAUGGGUGAGCAGUGUUGCAUUGUGGGAACCCUGUUCAAGCACAUGGAACUGCAGCCAUCCAUUCUGAAGGAAAUCAGUGAGGAACACAAUCUGCUGCCCCAGCCUCCGCGCACGAGGUACAUCAGCGAAUCAGAUGAGUUGAUACUGGAGGACGAGCUGCAGAGGAUCAAACUAGAGGGCAAUAUUGAUGUGGACAAGUUUGUCACAGGUAGUGUUAUUGCUAUUUAUGGUGCAGAAAAGAAUGAUGGGAAAUUCACAGUGGAUGAUUUCUGUACUGCUGACCUCCCCCCGCAGGCCCCCAGAACCACUCUCAGCUCAGACAGGUUUGUGCUGCUGUUGUCGGGUUUGGGUCUGGGCGGUAGUCAUGCAGACAGUAUGCUGGCUUUACAGCUGCUUGUUGACAUGGUAACGGGUCACCUAGGUGACCAGGGGGAGCAGAGUGGUGCAUCAACAAUCUCCAGGGUUCUACUGGCCGGGAACCUUCUGAGCCAAAGCACACAGGACAAGGACGCAUCCACCAAGGCUAAAUACUUGACUAAGAAAACCCAGGCAGGCACUGUGGAUGCCAUGCGUCUGCUGGAUGAGAUGCUGAUGCAGCUGGUGUCGUCAGUUCCAGUGGAUGUGAUGCCGGGCCAGUAUGAUCCUACUAACUAUACCCUGCCCCAGCAGCCCCUACACCACUGUAUGUUCCCCCUCUCCUCCUCCUACCCCACCCUGCAGCUGGCCUCCAACCCACACCAGGCCACCCUGGACGGGGUAAGGAUCCUGGGGACGUCAGGGCAGAAUGUGAAAGACAUCCAGAAGUACAGCAGCAUGGACAGUCACCUGGAGAUACUGGAGAAUACACUGAGGCUUAGACACCUCGCCCCUACUGCACCUGACACACUGG
Molecule: messenger RNA, 1326 nt
Organism: Oncorhynchus gorbuscha (pink salmon)
Lineage: Eukaryota; Metazoa; Chordata; Actinopteri; Salmoniformes; Salmonidae
Product: DNA polymerase delta subunit 2-like
Biological process (GO): DNA replication; DNA strand elongation involved in DNA replication
Cellular component (GO): delta DNA polymerase complex
Molecular function (GO): DNA binding
Source: RefSeq, a predicted model, not a curated record